GUCUGUCUGGUGUGGCCAUUGCAGCAAUGAUUGCUAACGUAUUUCUCGUGCUUCACGCACACUUCAAACCAAUCAAACGAAAAUCAGAGCAGCUGCUGCAGCCUCUCUCCUUAAUGGUCAUUUCGCUCAGUCUCAUGCUUGCAACUCUAAUAGCUCUGCAAGAAGCGACCGCCAAGAUCUCAGCUUCAGUAGAUGAAUACGACCGUCAAGUUUUCUCUGUCGUUGUGAUGCUGGUCAACGGUCUCUUUGCCUUAUGUAUCUUGGGGCGUUUGUUAUUUUGUGGCUGCAAAGCGAUAAAAACAGUUCGCUCCGAUAACGGUGGUUGCAACUUACUCCUAUGGCUCAUACAUUUUGUCACAGAUGAAGAUUCUCUUGAAGAAAAUUCGGUUGAUGCGGCAGAUUCCCAGCAAAAUGUAACUGAGAUGUUUGCUCUUGUAGACGACCAGUCCGAAGACAACUAAUACUAAAAUCUUAUUCUUCAAAUGUCGUGGCCAUCCGAUUAUAGUUAGAAAAUGGAGUUCUUUAUAAGAUUGUAGGAUUUUGAGUAGCAGCUGAUGUGUAAGUGUUAUAGCACCUAAGGCAGGGAGUUAGAAGGUAGUGUACUAGUAACAACAGUAGCCAAGCAUGCAGGCUUGUACCGCUUUUGUCAUUUAGUCCAGUAAUAAUUUCUA
Messenger RNA from Corticium candelabrum, 671 nucleotides. RefSeq lists its product as uncharacterized. NCBI's taxonomy places the organism in Eukaryota, Metazoa, Porifera, Homoscleromorpha, Homosclerophorida, Plakinidae. The record is from RefSeq and is a predicted model, not a curated record. Bases 27 to 461 code for a protein of 144 amino acids. The transcript is spliced from 2 exons.